Molecule: messenger RNA, 1284 nt
Organism: Aspergillus chevalieri
Lineage: Eukaryota; Fungi; Ascomycota; Eurotiomycetes; Eurotiales; Aspergillaceae
Exons: 5
Coding region: 1-1284 (427 amino acids)
Biological process (GO): regulation of mRNA processing; protein phosphorylation; spliceosomal complex assembly
Molecular function (GO): protein kinase activity; ATP binding
Source: RefSeq, a predicted model, not a curated record
AUGACCUGGAGGGUACUUUCACGCCCCCGGGUACCAUAUACCCUCCUUCAACAUCGAAGUUAUAUAAAAUCCCCGUCUUUGUUUUCAAUCCUGCAUCCUGCAUAUACGAUCUUCCGUCCUACAUCCCAUCUGUCUAACCGGCAACCGAAGAUUAUCGAUUCUGCCAGGAAAAUUGAAGAAGAAACACUCCCUGGCUAUGUCGCAGAGCGCUACUAUCCCGCAUAUAUUGGCCAAGUAUUUAAUUCGCGGUAUCGAGUUGUGACCAAGCUGGGCUUCGGAGCUACCUCGACGGUCUGGUUAUGUCGUGAUGUACGAGAGAACCGCUAUCUAACCCUAAAGCUCCACACCCGAACAAAUCACCCAAUUCGUGAAUUGCAAAUCAUGAAGCACCUACAAAGCAUCCAGCAAAGACACGGCGGCAAGAAGUAUAUACGCGUUGCAUUGGACUCUUUCCAAGUGGAAGGUCCGCAUGGAAUACACCAUUGUCUUGUUUAUGAACCUGCUGGGAUGGAUAUGAACGAGUUGCUGGAUGUCUUUGAAGGAACCCUACCCGUGGCUGUUCACAGGACUGCUAUUCGGAGUGUUCUUGUUGCGUUGAGUUAUCUGCAUAAGUCCAAUGUUGUUCAUACCGAUGUCCAACCAAACAACAUCCUCCUAAGCCUCGACAACGAUGACGAAUUCGUCCUCGACGAACUCGCGAACUCAGAAACCACCAACCCAACACCCCGCAAACACCUGCACAACCGCACAGUUUACACCUCCCGCUACAUGCCCAUAACAACCGGCGAACUCGUCCUCUGCGAUCUCGGCGAGGCACGAAUACUCCAACGUAACAAGAAGCAAGAUGGGCUUAUCAUGCCAAAUGCCUACCGAGCACCGGAAAUACUGCUUGAUAUGGAAUGGGAUGAGAAGGCUGAUAUAUGGGCGGUGGGGCAGACGGCAUGGAGUUUGUUCGAGAAAGGACAUAUAUUCCCAAACCGCCCCCUAGAAACAGAUCUCGACCACGCACAUCGCUUCGCAGAAAUGAUAUCCCUUCUAGGACCUCCACCAUUUGAGUUCCUUCGCCGGAGUGAGGAAAGUCUGAAGUUCUGGGAUGAACAUGGAAACUGGCGAGGCGCUGUCCCAAUCCCUGAGGGAUCACUUGAAGAUCGGGAGUGUCAGCUUGAAGGGCGUGAUAAGGUCGUUUUUCUGGGGUUUAUACGGAGGGCUUUGUGUUGGGUACCUAAGGAGAGGGCUAGUGCUCGGGAUCUUAUGUGCGAUGAGUGGGUUAGGGGGUGGUUAUAA